UCUAUGAGAAAAUAUUCCUACUUCUCACUAGAUUUUUUACCUCAGUAAACAUUUUCCUAAUGAGUUUGUGGUCUCAAUUGCUAGUUUCAACUCUUCUUCAAUAUAGUAUUUCAUAUUUAUUGUCGCUGUAGCGUGAAUUGCUUGUAGCAGAUUUUAUCAUUUAAUGUUAAUGCUGAUGGCCAAAACCCAACAUGGCUACAGCCAAAAUGAAAAACUUGAGGCUUCAAAACCAUAGUCCACAAAGCAAUGGUUGUUCUUAUAUACAGUCUAUGGUCAUUAGCAGAACAAUUCUACACCUGUUAAGUUGCUCCAACUAUAGGAAAAGAAAGUCAUAGCACAUCGGUUUAGAACUGCAGAUGAAGAUGCAUUGAUUUGCCUCCUACAGGCAAAUAAAGUAGUAGCUGCUACAAUUAUACCAGCUAAGCCAGCCGCAGCCAAUGAUUGUUACUGCUGCAGUUUUUAGUCAUGCUAGUGGCUGCUGAAGGUAUGGUCGGCCGAUCGGUCCACCACUUUGGUCCAGAAUGUAAUAUCUCAGAAACUAUUGGAUAGAGUGCCAUGAAACUGUGCACAGACUUUUUCGAUCCCCAAUUGAUGGGGACGACCCUACUGACCUUGAUGAUACCCUGACUUUUCCAAGAGUUGAAAUUUUAGUUUAAUUGUGAAAUAUCCUACAACUAUUGGAUGGAUUUCCAUGAGAUUUGGUACACACAUUCAUAUCCAUCUCAAGAUGAAUUAUAAUCACUUCUGUGCUGGUCCUUGGACAGUAGCUCUAGAUCUUUCAGUUUGUCCUAUAAACCUGCUAAAUUAAUGACAUUCCUUUGAGCAUGUUAGCAUGCUGACGUUAAAAUUUAGCUCAAAGCGCCGCUGACACAAAAAACUCAAUUGGUUUUGAAUAUGUCAUUACUCUAAUAAUCAUUAUCAAUGCGUCACUUCAUUUUCAAGCCCAUAUUUAUAGGAUUACAUUUUCUGACUUUUUCAAGUGAUAAUAUAAAAAAGAAAACCUGUGGCAGACAGCAGUGUCUGCUAAUAAAAUGAUUUGGUUUUGUACAUGGAUGUUGUUGACUUCACAUUAUGGUUACCAUAAUGCUUGCGGCUUUCAUUGAUAAGUUUGAGACAAGGAUCUUUCAUAAUUUAGCUUAACUGUUAAAUAAAUGUCAAAUCUGUGUUUAGGUGUCUAAAAUGUGUGGAUGCUCCCUGUCAGAAGAGCUGCCCUACAAACCUGGACAUAAAGUCAUUUAUUACAAGCAUCUCUAAUAAGAACUACUAUGGGUCAGCGCGAGCCAUCCUUUCUGACAACCCCCUGGGUUUGACCUGCGGAAUGGUGUGUCCCACAUCAGAGCUGUGUGUCGGGGGCUGCAAUUUAUAUGCUUCUGAGGAGGGACCCAUUAAUAUCGGAGGGCUUCAGCAGUUUGCUACCGAGGUGUUUAGCAAGAUGGGCAUCCCUCAGAUCAGGAAUCCUGAACUGCCACCAGCCAAUGAGAUGCCAGAGUCUUACCACACCCCUAUAGCUCUGAUUGGUUGUGGCCCAGCAUCAGUCAGCUGCGCCUCCUUCCUGGCCCGUCUUGGAUAUGAUAAUAUUACCAUAUUUGAGAGACAGAAGUACAUUGGAGGGCUGAGCACAGCAGAAAUCCCUCAGUUCCGGCUUCCCUAUGAGGUUGUGCAGUUUGAAAUAGACCUGAUGAAGGAUUUGGGAGUCAAGGUGGUGUGUGAGAAGGGUCUAGGUGUUGAGGGAAUGACUUUGACGUCCCUGAAAGAGGAAGGAUUUAAGGCUGUCUUCAUUGGGAUUGGUCUUCCUCAAGCCAACAGAGCUAAAAUCUUCCAGGGUUUAACUAUGGAUCAAGGUUUCUUCACUUCCAAAGAUUUUCUGCCCAUGGUGGCCUCGGCCAGCAAGAAAGGUAUGUGUCAGUGCCGCUCCUCUCUGCCGGAGUUAAGCGGUAUAGUGAUCGUUUUGGGCGCCGGUGACACUGCGUUUGACUGCGCCACCUCUGCUCUUCGCUGUGGAGCCAGGAGAGUCUAUGUCUGCUUCAGGAAGGGAUUCACUAACAUCAGGGCUGUUCCUGAGGAGAUGGAGUUGGCUAAGGAGGAGCAGUGUGAGUUCCUGCCCUUCCUGUCUCCUCGUGAGGUCAUCAUGAAGAACGGUCGGGUUGCCGGGUUACAGUUCUGUCGCACCGAGCAGACUGAGGAAGGUGAUUGGCUGGAAGAUGAGGACCAAGUUGUCAGGCUGAAGGCCAAUUACAUCAUCAGUGCCUUUGGGUCCAUGCUCAACGAGCCGCAAGUGAGUGAGGCCAUGGCUCCUGUGAAGAUAACCCGCUGGGGUACUCCAGAGGUGAACGCUGACACCAUGCAGACCAGUGAGCCCUGGGUGUUUGCAGGAGGAGACAUUGCUGGUUUGGCAAACACCACGGUGGAAUCAGUGAACGAUGGCAAACAGGCUUCAUGGCACAUUCACAGAUACAUGCAGUCUCUUCAUGGACAGCCAGUGGACCCAGUUCCAAAGCUGCCGUUGUUCUACAGUGCUAUAGAUGAGGUGGACAUCAGCGUUGAAGUUUGUGGAAUAAAGUUUCCCAACCCGUUCGGCCUGGCAUCUGCUCCUCCCACCACCAGCACAGCUAUGAUCAGGAGAGCUUUUGAACAAGGAUGGGGCUUUGCUCUGACCAAGACGUUUGGACUGAAUAAGGAUCUGGUGACCAACGUGUCUCCUCGUAUUGUGCGUGGCACCACCUCAGGUCAUAUGUUUGGACCAGGUCAAGGCUCCUUCCUCAACAUCGAGCUCAUCAGUGAGAAGACAGCAGCCUACUGGUGUCAGUCAGUCGCUGAGCUAAAGAAGGACUUCCCUAAUAAUGUGGUGAUCUCCAGUAUAAUGUGUAGUUACAACAAGGAAGACUGGACAGAACUAGCCAAGAUGGCAGAGGAAUCAGGAGCAGAUGCAUUGGAGCUGAACCUGUCCUGUCCUCAUGGGAUGGGAGAGAGAGGCAUGGGACUGGCCUGUGGACAGGACCCGGUAAUGGUGCGUAACAUCUGUCGUUGGGUGCGUGAAACCAUUACUAUUCCGUUCUUUGCCAAACUGACACCAAACGUUACCGAUAUUGUCGACAUCGCCAAGGCUGCUCAUGAAGGUGGAGCAGAUGGAGUAACAGCUACCAACACAGUCUCAGGCAUGAUGGGGCUGAAGGCCGACGGCUCCCCCUGGCCGAGUGUUGGAGAGGGCAAACGCACCACGUAUGGAGGGGUGUCUGGUAAUGCCAUCAGGCCCAUUGCUCUCAGAGCAGUAUCAGCCAUCGCCAGAGCAAUUCCUGGUUUUACAGUUCUGGCCACCGGAGGUAUUGACUCAGCAGAAAGCGGACUACAGUUCCUUCACGCUGGAGCCUCAGUGUUACAGGUUUGCAGUGCAGUGCAGAACCAGGACUUCACAGUGAUUGAAGAUUACUGUGUGGGUCUGAAGGCCUUGUUGUACCUGAAAAGCCUGGAGCUGAAGGACUGGGACGGUCAGUCUCCUCCAACAGAGAGACAUCAGAAGGGAAAACCAGUUCCCAGGCUGGAAGACCUGGUGGGAAAGAGCCUCCCUAGCUUUGGUCCGUACCUCCAGCAGAGGACAGACGCCAUCGCCGACUACAAGAAAAAGGUCAGAAAUGCAACAAGUGAAGAAAUGGAUGCCGGCAUCCACCGAGUCAACCCGUCCAAAAAGCCUGUACCUGCUGUCAAGGAUGUGAUAGCCAGAGCGUUGCGCCACAUUGGAGCAUACCAGGAACUUAACAACAUGGAGCAGGUCCAGGCUCUGAUCGAUGAAGAGAUGUGCAUCAACUGUGGGAAAUGUUACAUGACCUGCAAUGACUCUGGAUACCAGGCUAUAACGUUCGACCCAGAGACCCAUCUUCCCAUGGUGACUGACAGCUGCACAGGCUGCACUCUGUGCCUCAGCGUCUGUCCCAUCAUAGACUGCAUCAAGAUGGUUACCAUGACAAAGCCCUAUAAACCCAAGAGGGGUGUGCCCGUUAGUCCUGUCUGCUGAAGGGAAAGGCAAACCAACACUUUCCACCUAUUUAAUAACGGAAACCAGAUAUUAUGAAGUUCGGUUUGAAGACUAAUCUGCCACAUGAGAUUUGAGACAUUUGUUGUGUCCCAUUAUUGAAAGUCACUCGAAUGAUGUAAAGAGUUCAACAGUGAUAGAAAAGUGACAUCCUAUGUUUGGAUCUGUUUAAUAGAAAAUAAGGGGUGGGAGUUUAUGUGAAAUGUGGUCUUGAUUAUAAGUAAUACUCACACCAAUAAUACCACUUGAGAAAGAGGCAACAAACCUUUUUUAAUGUCAAGGUUCACAAUAAUUGUAUUAAAAGAAAAUUGUCAAAAAUGUUACUGUUAUUUUGAAUGUUGACUGUAAUGAUGUUAGUAAUUGUGGAUUCUGCUGUAUUGUAAUCCCUCUGUAAACACUUUAUGUGUAAUGUUAUAAUAGACUAUUUCAAAUUAAAUGCACAAUUACUGUAUGCUAAAUGUAUUAAUGUAAAAGGAAAUGAGUCUAUGAUUAAAAUAAGGGUUUUCUGAUGCUGUAAAGCAUCUGUACACUGGAGCACAAACUAACAUGAUCAAACUGUAUGUCCUAUUACACAUCUCAGACAUCAGGGAUCAAACUCACAGACUUUGCAUUUUUAAUAUUGUGCUGACUGGUCUGAAGGAUGUGCCACGAUGACAGACCACGGACGAAGAGGUUUUCAGAUCCUUACUUUGAUUAAAAAUGAUACCCAAUA
Messenger RNA from Cottoperca gobio, 4739 nucleotides. Its product is annotated as dihydropyrimidine dehydrogenase [NADP(+)]-like. NCBI's taxonomy places the organism in Eukaryota, Metazoa, Chordata, Actinopteri, Perciformes, Bovichtidae. Gene Ontology annotation, cellular component: cytoplasm; cytosol. Gene Ontology annotation, molecular function: uracil binding; iron-sulfur cluster binding; NADP binding. The coding region runs from base 1319 to 4009 and encodes 896 amino acids. The record is from RefSeq and is a predicted model, not a curated record. The transcript is spliced from 22 exons. Gene Ontology annotation, biological process: uracil catabolic process; thymine catabolic process.